Galleria mellonella (greater wax moth) is the source of this 3567-nucleotide messenger RNA. RefSeq names its product fatty-acid amide hydrolase 2-A-like. The record is from RefSeq and is a predicted model, not a curated record. NCBI's taxonomy places the organism in Eukaryota, Metazoa, Arthropoda, Insecta, Lepidoptera, Pyralidae. The transcript is spliced from 11 exons. Bases 388 to 1962 code for a protein of 524 amino acids.
UCCCUAGUUAAUCGUUUCUGUAUUCUGUUAUUUUAUAUAGAUUUACAUAGAUUUAAGAUAGUGUAAGUUAAAUAAAGUAUUCCUUUGCGUGUUGUCGUUAUUACCUACGAAUAGAAAUUGUAACAAUAAAUAGAAUUAAGAAAUUGUAAAUUGAAAUAAAAUAAAUAAAUAGACGCUAUAGAGUACCGAUCUGAAGAGACACGCGUCUCGUUCAUUUUCGCCCCGUCCCGCUCGCACAGAUCGCUAUCGCGAGUUGGAAACAUUAUCGUGCGAGCGGGCGGGUAUAAAGAUAGGCCGCCUCCCGUCGAGCGGCAUUCGCUUCCGGGCAGCGACGCACUACACUCGAGAAGAAAUAGGACAAGAAGAAAAAAUACUCUCUUCAGACGAAUGCAAGUGGCGGUCCGAUUGCUGGGCGUGCUGCUGCGACUUCUGAAUUUGCUGCUGGCUCCGAUUUUCUGGCUGAAGGCUCGGGACCGGCGACCACUACCGCCGGCGCCACCGCCGCUGCUGCUGCGGAGUGCAACCAGCCUUGCUGCUGCCAUCAGACAGGGCGAAAUCACAAGUGAGGAACUGGUCUUCGCGUACAUAGACCACGUGAAAGCAGUGAAUCCAGUACUGAAUGCAAUAGUAGAGGAGCGUUAUAGAGCGGCCAUAGAAGAUGCGAAGGCGGUCGACCGUAAAAUAGAAGAAGCAAAGAAGAAUGGAACGUUACAGCCACUUACCGCUGAGAAGCCCUUACUCGGUGUACCAUUCACAGUUAAAGAGAGCUGCUCUCUCAUUGGCAUGUCAAAUGCCGUGGGAUGCCUAGAACACGCUGGCCGGAAAGCCACGAAGGACGGCGAAGCUGUAAGACUGGUGAAGCAAGCAGGAGCGAUACCGCUCCUCGUGUCCAACACCCCGGAACUGUGCCUCGGAUGGGAAACGACGAAUUUAUUGCGGGGAACCACCAAUAACCCAUAUUGCUUGAACAGGACACCGGGAGGAUCGUCGGGCGGUGAGGGGGCGCUGCUAGCGUGCGGCGCGUCCGCCCUGUCGGUGUCGUCCGACAUCGCCGGCUCCAUCCGGCUGCCGGCCGCCUUCUGCGGCGUCUUCGGACACAAGCCCACGCCAGGUUUAAUAUCAAUAGAGGGUCACAUACCGACACUGAGCGACGAGAACUAUCCGCGGUUCUUGACCGUGGGUCCGAUGACGCGCAAGGCUGAGGAUCUGCCCCUCAUGAUGAACAUCAUGGCCGGAGAGAAUAGGCACAAACUGCAGCUGGACAAACCAGUCAACAUGAAGGACUUAAGGGUGUACUACAUGACGGAAGCGGCCAAUUCCCCCGCCUUACUCGACGUACACGAUUGCAUCCGUGACAAAAUCAAAAGCGCUGCCCAAUACCUAGAGAAGGAGUGUGGCUCUAAAAUCUGCGAGGAAAAGUUCAAGGAGCUAGAGAAUUCUGUGGAGAUAUCAAUAUCAGUGUUCUUCUCGAUGAAGGACAUACCGAACAUGCUUCAAGACCCGGCCAAUCCAAAACGUGACAAGAGCUUAGUGUUGGAAUUGAUCAAGUACAUGUUCGGCGGCGGCUCGCGGUCGCUGCAGGCGCUCGGCUUCGCGCUUAUAAACAAGACGAAGCUCUUCAUGCCGCAGUCGCGGAACGGAUACUACAGCGCCAAGGCGCAGAAACUUCGAGAACAUUUCGAGAGAGAGCUGGGCGAGACGGGCGUGUUCCUGUACCCGGUGUUCAUCGCGCCGGCGCACCGCCACCAGGAGGUGUUCCUGCGGGCGUCCGGCGUCAUGUACACCAUGGUGUUCAACAUCCUCGGCAUGCCCGCCACCACCGUGCCCGUCGGCUUCCACGACGGGCUGCCCGUCGCCAUACAGGUCGUAGCAGCGCCAAAUCAAGACCGGCUAUGUUUGGCGGUCGCGAAGCAGUUGGAGGUCGGUUUCGGUGGGUGGCGACCGCCAAAUCUACAUAAAUAAAUAGUUAUACCUAAUUAUAAGCAUAUCAACAAUCACAUGUAUGGCGUGGUUGCUUUUCUACUGGGAACUUACAUGUUUAAGGUUGUCUCUCUCGAAGUAGAGAUUUUUUUAUGUCAAUAUUAAAUAUAAUUAAACCAAUUUGAUUGGUGUUACAUAUAUAUAUAUAUAUAUAUAUAUAUAUAUAUAUAUAUAUAGUAAAUAUUGGUGUAUAUCCAGAGAACUUUACGAACUGUAUUUGAUCUAAGGUGCAGCAAAGAAGUUUUAAAUAUGAGGAUUUUUUUUUAUCACGUAUGGACGUAUUUAUUAAAUAUCCCAUUCGUAGAGAGUAAUAUAAUUAUUCUCGCUUAUUUAAUCCCAUAUGAUUUGUCUUUUACCACCCGUUCCAAGCUGAAGCAGUUUGGCAUUAUUUUGUUAUAGCCGGCCCCAAUUAUAAAACGAAUUUAUUCAGAAGUAUUUACAUAUAUAUUUUUUAUUUAUUCAAAAAUAUAUAUGAAAUAUAAUAAAUAUAUAUGAAAAAAUAUUAGAUAUUUCACUAGACAUGCGCUUAAUUGACCUUUUUGUAAAUUUCUGCAUUUAAUGUAAAACAUUUCUAAUAUAUAUAAUAUGUUGGAAUUGGAAUAUGUAUUUUAAUAGGUGUUACCUAAAAAAAUUUUUGACAUUGAUGACAUUUUUACUCUGUGUACGUAUGUACCAUAGAUUAAGGUAGUUGGUCACUAAACAAAAUUAAAUAAGAGACAUUAAUGGCGCUGGAAUAUGGGGUUUUUGUUAUUUUGUAAUAAAUAAAUCUAUGAAUAUGAAGUGACAGAUAUUACGCGAUCUUUUCUUAAUAAAUUAUAACACAUAAUCGCAAUGUUUCUUGCUAGUAUGUUUUUUAUACAAAGUUGUACAAUACAAGAGAGUAACGACAAAAAUUAUGUUAAAUUAUUACUAUAUCAAUAAAAAUAAAUAAAAUCACUUGCCAAUUUAGAAAUUUUGACUCAAAUUAUCUUUAAUUACAAAAUAACAAAAGUACACUCCAUUCUAGCGCCAUCUAGUAUUUAGUUUAGCCUAUUUUGUUAAGUGAUCAUUCACCUCGAGCAUGGUGUCUGCGGUCAAGAAUUUCCCGCCAAAACUUCUGUCAAAAGUUAGACAAGUCUCUCAUCGGGAAUGAGAUUAAGUGUCUAUUAUGUAUUAGUAAAAAAAAGUGACAAAUAUAAACAGUUAUGAUAAUUUACUGUUAUGUCUAAUCUCUUGGAACCCUAAGUAUUAUUACCUGUAAAUUGGUUGUAAUAGUAAAAUAUAUGGGUAAAAUGCAAGUAGGUAUUUAAUGUAAAUAGUUUAAGAUAUGUCGACAGAUUUUAAAUGUACACAAUGUAUUUUGAAUAAGUGCCCAGAUAAUAAGAAUCAUUAAAUUCUUAAAAUGUGAUGUGGAAAACAAAUACUAUUUUCUAUGUAUUUAAUUGUACUUCGAACUUCAUUUUCGUUCUGAAGCGCUGUGAAGUUACAGGAGUUUUGGAUGAUUGUAUUACACGAUACUAUGAAAUUAUUCUGUAGAAAUUAUUUGUACAUGUACUUGUUCAGUAUGUAAUUUUGUUACGAUAUUACAAAUAAACCCGUCGUAUUUAA